Messenger RNA from Neodiprion fabricii, 11805 nucleotides. It is a transcript of the gene mbc, whose product is annotated as dedicator of cytokinesis protein 1. Gene Ontology annotation, biological process: small GTPase-mediated signal transduction; cell migration. Gene Ontology annotation, molecular function: small GTPase binding; guanyl-nucleotide exchange factor activity. Gene Ontology annotation, cellular component: plasma membrane; cytoplasm. The transcript is spliced from 23 exons. Bases 122 to 6127 code for a protein of 2001 amino acids. The record is from RefSeq and is a predicted model, not a curated record. Lineage: Eukaryota; Metazoa; Arthropoda; Insecta; Hymenoptera; Diprionidae.
AUAUUGCGAUAAAAUAACAACAUCUCAGUUCGCACCUUAUUUCUUUUUUUCUCCCCCCCGUUCAUGUUAAUUACUUAGGAUGUAACUAGUGUACAUAAAUGUGUAAGGUGUAUAUUUUAAAAUGACGUCAAUAUGGAGGAAAGUCAAGGAUCUGCAGGGAAUUGCUAUCCAUAAUUUUGAUGAAGAUGGACCGUACCGGUUGCGGCUGACGGUUGGCGAAGUAGUUCAAAUGUUACAAGAGUGUGACGAAUGGUUUUACGGCUGUAGUAAAUACAAAGGAAAUAGCGGAAUCUUUCCAAAGUCCUAUGUGCACACAUCAAAAAUAUCUAGCAGCACGGAGGCACUCACGCACGAAAUUACCAGCGUACUUCGCGAAUGGGGACAUCACUGGAAGCAUCUAUACGUCACACACUCGCCGCACUUUCGUACAAUACAAGAGCAGAUUCUUGAAUUGAUUGGAUAUAGAAGUAAAAUCCUGAGCGCCACUUUAACUGUAGACGAGUUAAAAGACAUGAAGAGGUUGGCAACUGCAAAAAUAGACACAGGAAAUCAGCUGCUGGGCUUGGAUAUGGUCGUUCGUGACGAACAUGGAAAUGUUUUAAAUCCGGAACAGACCAGCACUAUCCAACUUUAUUACCACCAUGAAACGGCCACUGAAAGAAUUAGAAAGGCGACAAUAAGUCUGAAAAAGAAACCAGUGAAGUCUCAGUUGCCUGUGUACUCGCACAUAUUUUUUGUAAGCGUUAGAAAUUUUGUCUGCAAAAUGGCAGAGGAUGUAGAACUACUUUUGACGCUUUACGACGGCAAGGACAUGAAGGCGAUAACAGAAAAUUACGUGGUUUGUUGGAGUCGUGAAGGAUUGGCACGAGAUAUCGAUCAAUUGCACAAUCUAAGAGUGCUUUUCACCGAUCUAGGAUCUCGUGAUUUGUCAAGAGAAAAGGUUUACCUGGUUUGCUAUGCUGUUCGCGUUGGAAGUAUGUAUGCCAAGGAAAUAGAUCAUCGAAGAUCCAGCAUAUUACAGCAAAAUCAAAAGCAAAGGAGCUCUGAAAACAUGAGACGGCCUUUCGGCGUUGCCGCAAUGGAUGUUACUUUAUUCAUUGCUGGAAAGCUAGAAGGCGAUGUGGAAACGCAUCACUUCAUCCCCUUCUUGCAAUGCUGUGAGAAAGAGAGUCUAGAUGGUACAUUACGAAAAAUCCUUGGGCAGAAAGAUACGAACAGUCAGAAGGGCAACGGCAACAGCUCAAAUGCUGUAGGCGGUCAGGGCCUUUGGGUUAGCAUAAAACUUUUGAGAGGUGACACUAAGCAGGUGCGUGAAGAAAAUCCACACUUGGUACUUGGAAACGUGGCAAUUGCUCGUAAAAUGGGAUUUCCAGAAGUUAUUUUGCCGGGUGACGUCAGGAAUGAUUUAUAUCUUACUUUGAAUUCAGGCGAAUUCAGUAAAGGAUCCAAAUCUACUGACAAAAAUGUGGAAGUAACGAUAAAAGUCUGUAACGAACGAGGUGUAGCCAUACCUGGUGUGAUGACUUUGGGAGGAGGAGCCCCACCCAUUGACGAGUAUCGUAGCGUAAUCUACUAUCACGAAGACAAGCCAAAGUGGUUUGAAACGUUUAAAAUCGCUGUACCCAUAGAUGAAUUCAGACACGCUCACUUGAAGUUUACCUUCAAACAUCGUAGUUCGAACGAAGCAAAAGACAGGUCAGAAAAGCCGUUUGCUCUGAGUUAUGUAAAACUGAUGCAGCGCAACGGCACUACUCUGCAAGACAUUAAGCAUGAGCUACUAGUCUAUAAAUUGGACCAUAAAAAGUAUGAAGAAACGGAUGCGACUUAUCUGAAAUUACCAUCGACGCAGGGAGAAUUGGAAGAAUUGAAUGCCGAAAAGAAGCUGACGCAAGGGCCGUUCACCCUUAGUUCAAAGGAUAACUUCUCAAUCUCAACCAAUGUUUGUUCCACUAAACUAACGCAAAAUGUCGAUCUACUUGGUUUACUAAAGUGGGCAUCGCGGCAGACAGACUUGAAGGAGUCUCUUACCGCUUUGAUGAAAGUUGAUGGUGAAGAAGUUGUAAAGUUCUUACAGGAUGUUUUAGAUGCGCUGUUUAAUAUUUUAAUGAGGAAUUCGGACAGUGAUGAGUACGACGACAUGGUUUUUGGAUGCCUGUUGUACAUCAUUGGGCUGGUUUCGGACAGAAAGUACCAGCACUUUCAACCAGUCCUUGACUUGUAUAUCUCUGAAAAUUUCUCAGCAACUUUAGCUUACAAAAAGUUAAUCACAGUAUUGCGCAAGCGCAUAGAUAGUGCGACUAAUAAUGACGGUCAAGAACGAGAUUUAUUGCUUAAAACUAUGAAAAGCUUGCAAUACUGUUUAAGAUUUGUUGUUAAAUCACGACUUUUAUUUGCUGAGUUGAAUCAAGACGAAGAAGAAUUUUCUCAGUCAUUGACGGAACUAUUAAAAUCAAUAAUCGAUUUGAUGAGUCACGAAACUGAUGGAACACUCUUGGUCCAGGGUGCUUGUCUAAAGUAUUUACCAACCACGAUACCACACAUUCUCCAAGUUUACAAUAAAAAGCAGCUCAGCAAUAUAUUGACUGAUCUAUUAGUCACCCUGCCACCCGGUAGACUGACGAAACAAAAAAUGAUGACGGUGAACGACAUAGUUCACAGUCCGCUAUUCUUGAGUCCCGAAUGCAGAGCGAUACUCCUGCCCACUAUUACAAUAUUGGUCAGAAGUCUCUUAGAAGCGAAAGAAGAGGGACUGUCAGGCACGCCUGGAAAGAGCGUGGCGAAGGUAGCCAGGCUGCUCGGCGAGAACAGACAUCGACUCAACCAGCACCGUGGCUACUCGGAAGAGGUGGAAUUGUGCGUUAAGAUCUUAUCUGACAUUCUCGAGUUGACAUUUAGAAGCGACGUAGGCUCGACAGUCUCCGAUGUGAAAGAAAUAAUGUUGACGGCGUUGAGAACUGUCAUUCAAACGGUCAUUUCAAUGGACAGAGAAAAUCCUCUCGUGGGAAAUUUGGUAUCCGUGAUGCUGGCCAUUUUCAGACAAAUGACCGAACAUCACUACGACAUUUACAUCAAUCAAUUUGGGACUCCGAUCGAUCUUCUGGAUUUUCUCAUGGAGAUUUUACUGGUGUUCAAAGAUCUUGUAUCGAAAAGUGUAUUUCCUAGCGACUGGUCCGAAAUGAUUAUGCUUCAGAAUAGUAUAAUUCUGAAAUCAUUGCGAUUUUUUUCGAAAACAAUAAGAGAUUAUUUCUUCAAGAACUUUGAGCAACAAGCUUGGUCAAACUUUUUUCACUGUGCGAUUGCAUUUCUUACGCAACCAUCCCUUCAACUGGACACAUUCAGUCCGACAAAACGCAAUCGUAUAGUUGUACGUUACAAAGACAUGCGCAGGGAAACAGCGUUUGAAAUUCGAUCGAUGUGGUUCAACCUGGGACAACACAAAAUCCUAUUUAUUCCUUCAUUGGUUGGAGCAAUAUUAGAGAUGACGUUGAUUCCCGAAACGGAAUUACGAAUAGCUACUAUUCCAAUAUUUUUCGACAUGAUGCAGUGCGAAUUUUACAGUUCCCGAAUAACCGAAGGUUACGGAGAUACUAAACGUGAUCCUGCGCAUAUAAAAGGAAAUUUCUCGCAGUACGAAGACGAGAUGAUUGCAAAAUUAGAUAUUUUGGUAGAAGGUGGUAGAGGUGACGAACAGUUUCGUGUACUUUGGGUACAAAGGAUGACCGCUCUCUGCAAAGAUCAUUCGACAAUGCGCGAAAUGGGUUUGCGAUUUGUUGAUAUUGUUGCUCGAUUGAUGGAAAGACUGUUGCAAUACAGAGAUAUCAUUCAUGCAGAAUCUCAGGAACAUCGGAUGCUUUGUACAGUCAACCUUUUAGACUUUUACUCUGAGAUCAAUCGGAAGGAAAUGUACAUCAGGUACGUGAAUAAACUUUGCGAAUUACAUUUGGACUGCGACAACUAUACAGAAGCUGCGUAUUCCCUGAAACUCUACAGUCAGUUACUCGAUUGGAGUGACCAACCUCUGCCGCCUUUGUUACGUUCUCAGAGGUAUGAUAAUCGCCAGACGCAUCGAGAAUUGAAAGAAGCUCUCUAUUACGAUAUUAUUGACUAUUUCGACAAAGGUAAAAUGUGGGAGUGUGCUCUUGACGUCUGUAAAGAAUUGGCAAAACAAUACGAGGAAGAAACAUUUGACUAUUCCCAAAUGUCAGUGUUAUUGAAGAGAAUGGCAAGCUUCUACGAUUCCAUUGUAAAACAGCUCAGACCGGAGCCGGAAUACUUCAGAGUAGCUUAUUAUGGACGCGGUCAUCCUCCAUUUUUACAAAACAAGGUGUUUGUCUACCGUGGCAAGGAGUACGAACGGCUCAGCGAUUUUUGUAGUAGAAUUUUGAAUCAACUGCCCAAUGCCGAGCAAAUGAACAAAUUAUCACCACCCGGCGACGACAUACUGGAAUCAGCUAGUCAAUACGUUCAGAUAAACAAAGUUGAACCUCUAAUGAGUGAAAAAAAGCAUCGUUUGAGUGGAAAACCAGUAACGGCUGAAGCGGUUCUUAGGCAUCAUCGAGUAAACAAUGUUCAGCGGUUUCGAUUCUCAAGACCAGCUCCGAGAAGAAAUUCUACAAUAACAUCUUCGUCAACACCGUCAGAAAAAGAUGCCAAAGAUAAGGAUAGCGGGAAUAACGCUAACGAAUUUGCCUCUUUGUGGCUCGAGAGGACAGUCCUAGUGACGAGCUAUCCUCUGCCAGGAAUAUUACGAUGGUUUCCAGUAACUUCGAGUAAAACAUACCUUGUCAGUCCAUUGCAGAAUGCUAUUGAAACAAUGGAAGCGACAAACAAGGAUCUGAGGGACCUCAUUAUUCAAUAUAGAGCCGACAGUACCUUAACUCUGAAUCCCCUAAGCAUGAAACUGAAUGGAGUACUAGAUCCAGCGGUGAUGGGAGGUGUCGACAACUACGAGAAGGCUUUUCUUAAUCCCGAAUACAGGGAUUCCCAUGCCGAUCAUAGUUCGGAACUAUUGAAACUCGAGAGUCUUAUAGCCGAGCAAAUUCCCUUACUUGGCAUAGGUCUGGAAUUACACAAGGCCAGAGCACCAACUGAACUGGGACCUUUCCACCAGAAAUUAGACCAGUGUUUUUCAGCUAUGCGCGCCCACGUUGAGGGAAAAUAUGGAAAGAGAACAUGUGAUCUCCAAAUUGAGACUAUGACUCAGUCGGUAACAAUGAGAAGACACCAAACUUUGAAAGGAGAAAAUCAUCGACUAUCCGAAGCAAGUGUUGUCAGCAACGAUGGCGGAACUCGCUCCAGAGUAUGUUCACUUACGAAAUCACAAGUUCCAACACUCAAGUCAUUCACAUCGUUCAAUUUUAACAACAGUUCACCAAACUCUGGUACCACGAACGUCAGUCUAACAAGAAAUACCUCAAUUCGUUCCAACAUCUUAUCCUCGGCAUCGCUCAAAGCAUUGGCUAAUUCAAAUUCUGGAUUAAGCAAGAAAAAAGAUACGAAACGAAGAAGUUCCCGCAAGAGUGAUUCGGCCGUCUCGCACAAGACCGAUCAACCAACCAGUCAAUGGUAUACGAUGCCUGAUCUAGCUCAGACGCCUCCAACGAGUCUGCCUUCCUCCAAUUCACAAUCAACUAUAACAACUGUUUUUGAGCUGAGGCAAGAGCUGACACCCAAACGACCGCUAAGAUCUGAGGUAGAAAAAGAACGCAGAAUGAGUAACCGCUGGUCUGGCCAGUCCCAUCAGUAUCUAAGAAACACCGGCAACGGAUUGGAUCCUAGCGGAUUAGGCAAAGGCAACAGAGACAGUGUAGGAACUACGGACAGUACAGCUUCUGAGGACGAUCCUCCACCACCGUUACCAAUAAAAACACGCGAGGCUGAUUAUUGCAAUUUACCCGACGACACGCUUAUACGCAAUAACAAAUCCGAAAUCACAAGCAAUUCCAAUCGGCAAAAUAGUCAGAGAAUUAGAUGCAAACCUCCUGCGCCUCCGGAACCAAUUGUUAAUCAAUCGACUCCGCCCACUCCGCCACCUAAACCUAAACGGCCUGCGCACAGUAUCCAAACAGUUGUGCUUUCGAUGAUGAGCACAGACAUCAGCACCACCGACGAUUCGUCAACCGCGUGACAGCGGUAUGACUAAAGAUGCUUAACGCUUUCAAAUCUUGAACCCCUCUGGCAUUCCUUAAUUUAAUUAUGAAUUUAGUUUGAAGGAAAUUAGUUAUACAUUAGUAAAAGGUACCGUUGUAGCGUAUCAAGAUGGAAAGAGUUGAGAAUAAUUUAGCGUACUCGUCAAGCGGUUACCAUUUCAUCAUCAUACCAAAGAGAUCGCGAAUAAUUUUAGAAUUAUUUAACUGUUCCAAACUGACCUGAUCUAUCGAUAAUAAAUCACGUUUUCCCUAGCUUAUAACAUAGAUGCAUAAACAUAUACAUUUACAUAUAUAUAUAAAUAUAUGCAUAAAUACUAUAAGUUACUACACAAAUAGCAUUUAAAAUAAGAAAUUUAACUACUAGUCCAUAAAUUAUGCAUAUAAAUGUUGAAUAACCAAAAUUUUAUCACCAUAUACACAUAGGUAUACAUAGAUAUAUGUUUAUAUACAUAUAUACAUGCAUAUAUAUGCAAUUUUUAAUAAUAACACGCAAAAAUAAGAUAUCACAAACAAGAAUAGUGCCAUUUUAUUUUUUUAAGCUCAAUGUAAUGUAUUUAUGUAAACUAUCAGUUAGGGACCAACCAAUUAGUAUUUUUAUCACUUUUAACACUUUUAUAUCGAAGUCAGUCAUUUCUCUGUUCAACAUUACGCGUCACAUUUUAUACGUACGUACAUACGUCACACACUGUGUUAAAACGAAGGAAAACCAUAUCAAUCUUUAUUCAUUCGCCGAGUAGAAAAUUAUCGGAUGCCGGCAAAGAAAGAGUUAUUGCAUUAAAUACUUGUUCAUAUCGCUUUAUUAUUCGCCAAACGAACAAAAAACAAAAACCGACGCGGGAUGACUUAGAUUUUAGAAUAUUCUGUGCCAACCCAAUAAAAGUUUGUUAAAACUUGUUCAAUCGACGUACUUUGAUUUGUUAUAAAGAAAAACAUUACUUCUUUAGACGCUAAUCAUGUCGGUAAGAAAAUCUUCACAAUUAGUAAGACUGUAUCGAAGUAGCGAAAUGCGAACUUAUAAAUUAAGAGAUUUCUAUUAUAUUUUUAUUAGCCUUGUUAGUUCUCGUGCAUUAUUAUUAUUAUUAUUAUUAUUAUUAUUAUUAUUAUUAAUAAUAUGAUUUUCGCGAUAAACAAUAAACUUGACGAAUCAUUGACAUUAAUAAAAUAAACGGAAUUUUUCAUUUAAUUCAAUACCUUUAGCGGAUGUCAAUCUAUCCGAUCGAGUCCUAUAUUUGAAAGUAUUUUAUCAGUACGUUAAAACGUCAUUAUAAUUCUUUGGAUUUCCAGUUUGGCAAAUUUUAUACCAAUUUGGAUCACGUUGCAGGCUCGAAGCGUUUCGACGGUAAAACGAAGCCUGAAUUAUUUGACGUUUACCCAAUUUUGUAGCUUGCACGGGUGGGAAAUCUUUAAAACGCCAACCGUAAACCCAGCUGCUACCAUAAAGAUAGUAAUAACGAUCUUCCAACAUCUUUUCAUACCUGAAAAAUUUUAAAUACCAAAUAAACAAGGUCAAAGCCAGCUAACAACGGUAUUUUUUUUACGAAUAUUCUGUACUUUCGAUAUCUGUUACCUUUCGUUGAGAUAAUUCUUUCUCGCUUCAUAACUGGGCAUUCCUUUUUCGUAUAACAAGUUCGAUACGCUGGGCUCUAUAGGUCUCAUAUAAUCUAAAUUCAAUGCACCAUCAAUGGCGGGUCGCCAGUUCGGAGGUCCAGUAAACUUUUGCUGUUUCUAAGUUGGGAAAAGAUUUCAAUUCUUUACAGUUUCUAGUCAAGAUUUUUACAAUAAUUUAUUCAUUAAACAUGAUGAAUAACGCCAGUGAAAAUUGAUAGCCAGAAAAUAUAGAACUUUGUCAUUCAUUUCACUGUUAUUAACGGUAGUUCAUUUGAUAUUCAGAAAACCGGUAUUAAAAUAGAUGUCAAAGGCAAUUCACCUCGUUACGUUCGGCCUCAAGGCGUUUCCGACGCUUCUCUUCCUGUUCAGCUAUUUGAGCCUUAGCUUUGCCGACCAACUUUUGGCUGCCUAAAUUAUCGAUUAACCGUUGUUGGUUCUUCCUGAACCAAUUAAGUCUGGAUGAAUUUUCUGUGUUUAUUGCCUCAGUGAAUAACAACUGACAUCGCGUGUCGCAUGCACUUGAAUUUUUAACCAUCUUUGUGAAUUGAAUAUUAUUAUAAAUAUUACUUUUAAAAAAUUUCACCAACAUCGACGAAACAUUACUAAGAAACAAAUCACACUCUAAUGACUCGAAUCUGAAUUCAUGUCAUCGUUUCAUUGCAUUGUCAGGUAACUCAUUGAUCGGCUAAAUUUAAUAAACGAGACACAAAGACUGAAUAAAGUUCACACAUUUGCAGAGUAAUUAUAGUAACGGAUAAAAACUGUUCGCAGCUUAAAACAGGUCAAUAAUAUUAACGAAAACAAAGUUCAGCAGUUUACCUAAUGUUUAAUUAAUGUAUUUAUGUAUUUAGUCAAGUAGAAUCAUGAACCCCUUUUGAUCUUUGAUUACAAUUUCAGUUCUGAUAUCUACUUUUUUUAAACGAGCUCUUGAUAAGAUAAAAAAAAAAAUACACAAUUUAUUACUUGAAACUGUCAAUUACGGAGUACUAAGAUGUAAAAUUUGCAGAAAAAAAAACCAUUGCAUUUACUGCAAAAGAUGCUGAACGUCAAAAAAUGUGGGAACGUUUCCUUAUUCGAUUGUGCGACUAUUUUUUGAUUUCAUGUCAUGUUAUGUUUGCGAUGCUUAGUGAAUACUUGAAAAAUUAUCUUUAUAAAGAUUAUGAAAAAAACCUUUACGAAUAUUGGUUUGCUAUUUUGUCUAAUAUAGACAAAAAUACGUAAUAAUUUAUUUUGAAUUAGAUACUUCAAAGUUGGAAAAUUAUCUAAUAUUGAAAACAAGUGUAGACUUGAGGAGUGAAGAAAUAAAAAUUAAGAAUCGUAUACAAAUUGCUUCUUCAAAACGCUGUAAUAUGCGUGCAGUAUCUUUUGGCUUUAGCAAUACACCAGCGCAUUAUGUUCAUAAUUAUUAGAAGUAUAAAAAGAAAACAUGAUGUUUUAUUUCUCCUUGAGUCAUUCUUUAAUACGUAUAAUAUUAAAUAUUUACAUUAUUAUUACACUCCGCACUUUGCUCUUUUCCACGUUUCGGUGAAUGAAUGAUGCUUGUUUAUUAUUCUGGUACAAUAUCAGUUCGUCCUCAUUCUUACAGGGUAAAGUAUCAGUGGGAGCAUGCCUAUAUUUACAUGAUAAGUAGAAUGAAAAUUCGUCACCCAUUUCAACAUACUCACGGAUGUAUGUUAUAAUGGUCUAAUUUGAAUUGCAAUGAAUAACAAGGAAUCUAUAUAGAAUGAAAAAAUAAAUUACCUAAUACAAGUUAAUAUUUAUCAUUUACCGUCAAAGAUAUUAUUACUGCUAUUACAAAAAAAAAAAAAAAAGAAAAAAAAGAAACGAAAUAUGGCUUGAUUAAGCGUGAGCUUUCACAUGAUAUUACUCCCUCUUAAAGUCAACAUCAUAUGUGUUUGACUCAGUUAUCACAGCCAUAGAAAGCAACGUUGGGGAAAUUCUUUGUAGUAAAAAAAAAAAAAAAAGGCUCUGAUUUCCGGGGUCAUAUUUCGUCCAUCACGAUAUUCACUAAAAAAAAAAAAAGAGUUGUGCAUUAUCUCUUUUUGUGAUUUUCAGUUCAAAACUUGGUAAAGCGUACGUCCUGAAUCGACUUAGUAUUAACAUGAUAGUAAAUAUUAAAAUACUGAAAUAAACCAAGCUUUCGUUUCAAUUAGAUGAAUCAUACAGUAUCCGAGCCAGUGAAACCAUGUUAAAGAUAUUAUUCUUUGCGAGUACUUUUUCAUCGUAUCGGAAUCUAAGUCUGUUUAAAACGAGCAACGUAUAACCAAGUGGGUCAGAAUCAUACCGUACCCAAUCGUAAUGUACCACAUUCUUCGUCAGUGAUGUUUGGUGUUGAAAAAAUAAUGACCAAAGUCAUCCCUAAAUAGUUGAAAUUGGAAAAUUAUACCUUAAAUUUAAUUUCCUUACGUAUCUGUGCUGAGAAUGGCAUUAAAAUUAGCUGUCUUGAUUCUUUCAGUAAAAUCUAUUUGCUUAGUUCUGAUUACUGCAUGCUCCCCAUCAUAAUUGAUUUCUUAAUCUAAACUUUUUAUUGUACAGUUUCUUUCAAGGCUGUAUUCCAAAUGCAAGGUUGCUGAGAAUUAUGUAUACCGCUACAUAAAAUAAGACGAUGUUACGGAAAAAUAUAAGCAAUAUGUAUCUGUGGUGAAUGCCAUUAUUUCAUAGAAUGUAGUUGACUAGUGUAGCUGAUGUUAGUUAUCGAAAUUAUUUUAUCGACUACCAUCGUUUGUGAUUAACAAGUCGUGAAAAUACUUGUGUUUUCUUUCUGACACUUAUCGGUACUUACAUUUCUUAAACCAAAGGAAAGUGCAGAGUAUUCGAGCUCAACGCAAUCUGUUCAACAACAAAAAUAUCUCACCUUUGUAUUUGAUGUUGUUAUGUAUGCUUGACGUUUAAAAUUCGUCUACUUUUCUUUCUAUCAAUCUUUCCAUUUUUCAUAUUUGUAACAAUUUGCUUUUUAUUCCAAACUUCUAUAAGAGUAUGGGAAAAUGAAUCAGGUAAUAAAAUUUUGAAAUACGUAAGAUUAGAGAAAUUCAAAAGAUGGUUUUUAAUGUUAAAUCGAUGCUUUUUUCAUGCACCACAAUCCGCAGUCCUUAAGAAUGAGAUCGAUUAAUCUGUUCUAAUUUACUAAAGUAACAAAAUAUACUCUGACCAAUAAAAAUGAUAUAAUGUAGAGAUUGAUGGCGCAUUAAAUUGAACCAGAAUACCCUGUACGUAAUUUAUCGCCGUGUUAACAUGGAACGUAACUGUUUGAACGAAAAAUAGGAUUACGGUUCUUACAAACUGGAAAACAGCCAUUAAUACCCGAUGCAUAUCGGUAAAUUCUACUUAUUGUUGUUGAAAUUUCUUCAUUAGCAAAAUCUGUGAUCCCUCCUGCAAAAUUUGUUUCUUUUUUAUUAUCGAUUUUCUUAUGCGCUAAUCCAAAGCUUGAUGGGAGGAUUAGUACUGUACAACAGGAAGAAUCUAAUACAGUACUGAAAUGCAGUAGGACAUAAAUUACCACAUUUCCAAAGGAAAUAAAUGUAUACUGUAAGUUAGGCCAGUGUACCUUAAGUAUACUUCGUAAUUAGGCAAUUAAGUUAUUUAUAUUUCUAACAUUCACAAAAUUUACAUCAUAAUACUGUACAACGAAUAGUGUCUAAUAUUUACAAGAAUUAAAUAAUCAAUAAUCGUAGUGCCCAAGACCUUUUGAAUUUAUUCACAUGUAUCAACGGUAUAUCAGCGGCUUUCUAUGUAAAUUGACAAUGAGUCUAGAUUUUUCAAUCGAUGUCUCAGAUUAUCCUCUAAUUUCUACAUUUCAGUUAUUUCGCUCUGUGAUAAAAACAAAUCUUUUACAUGAAGUGUUAAGAAAUCACAGAAAUACAAACUUUCCCAGCUCGUUGAGUAUAUUCAUUGGAAAUUUGUACUAUUUAUAUGCGAGACGAGUAUACGAUGAACCUUCUUUCUCUAUUAACAUUAAGUAGAAAUUCAAUUACACUAUGUCGAGAAUUCAAUUGUUUGAUCACAACUGAGCAUUUCGAAAACAAUUGGUUUCGACCGCAUAGAAAAUUUU